Lindgomyces ingoldianus is the source of this 633-nucleotide messenger RNA. RefSeq lists its product as uncharacterized. NCBI's taxonomy places the organism in Eukaryota, Fungi, Ascomycota, Dothideomycetes, Pleosporales, Lindgomycetaceae. The annotation marks the transcript as partial. The transcript is spliced from 2 exons. The record is from RefSeq and is a predicted model, not a curated record.
AUGCCAAACACCGCAGCUUUUCCCUCUGAGCACACUCUCAACUCAUCUGUACCUUUGCUAUCCGAUUACAUUUCGAGUUCUCCGAAGAACAUUUACUCCCCACUACCGCUUGGGGAUACAGAAAUACGGCUAGUCACAAUCGUCCCCGGCAUUCUGGAGGAUCCCAUGGUCUGUAUUCUCGAAGCAGUGUCCCUCGACUCACCGCUUGCAUACGAAGCCCUAUCCUACGUUUGGGGCAAUUUGGAUGAUAGUCGAACCAUUAUUGUCAACAAUGCGCCUGCCGAUGUCACUUCUAACCUAGAUAUGGCACUGCGGUAUAUCCGUCAUCCCGAGGAACUGCGUACCAUGUGGAUAGACGCCAUCUGUAUCGAUCAGAGCAAUACGGUGGAGCGUAAUCAACAGGUUAGAAUGAUGACAUCUAUUUACCGCCGAGCACACACUGUUCUCAUAUGGGUUGGGAUUCUCGAAGAGCAAGAGACGUUCUCCGUUCUAGAACGCAUCAACAGACGCGACGCAGGGCAAAUUAAUCAUUGUGGGAUACUAGCCACACUUAUCUUGCGCGACUGGUUUCAUCGCAUUUGGACGAAGCAGGAACUCACGGUUGCUCUCCGGGAUCCUUGGAUUAUAUUCGGA